AUGGCACUGCUCGUCUCGGAAUCUAGUCACCCCGCAGCCGGCGCAUCCGAAACUCUCUUCUCGCGGACUGCAUCUGACGACUGGAACACCAUGGCCUCUCAACGGAUCACAAUCAAGGGCUCCGCCGUAGUCCCAGGCAUCUACCGACUCAUCAUUAUGACCCUCGAGCCAGUCUUCGCGCUGCUCGGCGCCGUCAUGGUUCUUCACACACCGAAUCAAUACCUCGCCGGAAUGACGCGUAACGCCUUCGCAUACGAACCCAACACGCAAUUCAUCUACACGCAGCUUGGCGGCGGCUGGCUACAUUUCGCGUUCACCGAGGGCGUAGUCAUGCGGGUAUUCGACGACCUCACUCUCUGGCGCGUUCUCUGUGCGGGUAUGCUUCUGAGCGACGCUGCUUUCUGCCACGGUACUGCGCAAGCCGUCGGGGGCUGGGAGAUUUGGCUGGACAGAUCCACGUGGACUGUCGAGGACUACGUUGCUUUCUUCACGACGGCGCCGAUGGUCUUGGUUCGGAUCCUGAUUGUCCUGGGUAUUGGUAUCAGCACACCGAAGGAGGCAAAGGGCAAGGAGAACGAGAAGCAGCUUUAG
Colletotrichum lupini is the source of this 591-nucleotide messenger RNA. RefSeq lists its product as uncharacterized. Lineage: Eukaryota; Fungi; Ascomycota; Sordariomycetes; Glomerellales; Glomerellaceae. The record is from RefSeq and is a predicted model, not a curated record. The coding region runs from base 1 to 591 and encodes 196 amino acids. The transcript is spliced from 2 exons.